Peronospora matthiolae is the source of this 1095-nucleotide messenger RNA. Lineage: Eukaryota; Oomycota; Peronosporomycetes; Peronosporales; Peronosporaceae. The record is from the annotation of a GenBank genome assembly.
AUGGCCGCGACGUUCUGGGAUCUACUGCUAGCCACAACGGUGGUGCUAUUCUGUCAAGUUGGGGUGUUCUACCUGCAAGCGUGGCGUUGUCACCUGCAGCCCCUCUCGCGUACAACCCGCUCGAGUGACUCGCUUCUGGUCCUGGUCGUGACGGACGUCCAUUUGCUAGGCAAGAGACGGCGCUCGUGGAUCGAGCGUUGGUGGGUGGACUGGCAGGUGCGAGCAUCCGUUAGGGCGGCGGUUGAUGUGCAUGAGCCUGAGGUGGCACUCGUUCUGGGAGAUCAGUUUGACGAAGGCGGUCGUCGGAUGUUGGAUUCGGACUGGGACGAGUACACUUCGCGCUUUUUCCGAGCUUUUAGCAGCUUCCUGCCGUUAAAAACGAUGUACCUGGUUGGCAACCACGACGUGUCGUUCGGACGGGACAUGCAGAUGCAGAAUCUUCAGCGCUUCGAAGUCACGUUUGGAGCAGCGAAUCGCGUCGAAGAGAUUCAAGGACAGACGUUUGUGAGUCUAAACACAAUGGCGCUGGACACGGAUGUGACGAGUGAGGAGGUGAAGCUUGAAGCGAGGAGCUUCUUACAGAGCGUUAACUCCAGCGACCUUCGAGCGCGCACGAGUGGCAGUGUGGUGCUGCUCACUCACCUGCCACUUUUUCGUGGGGACGAUCUCCAAUGUGGCGAAGAGCGGCUAAGCGAGUCGGGUCACGUCACGUACGAACACCCGAGCUACAAGUAUGAGGUACACCACCACGUACUCUCGCGCGAACUCUCUGCAGAGCUGCUGAGCAAGUUGCAGCCAGAUCUGGUGCUGUCGGGACAUACGCACGCGUGGUGUGCGUAUCACCACCCUGGCGAGAAGACUAUCGAGUAUACUAUCCCGGCGUUUUCGUGGGGUCAGCGUCCUGACCCGAGCUAUGCUUUGCUGCAGCUGUCUCGUGGUAGCCACGUUCGGCCGGAAGUGUCAGCCUGCCACUUGCCGCAUGAAUCGUUUGUCUUUGCAACGUAUGCUGCAACACUCAUCGUCAUCCUGCUUACCCACGUUGUCACGACUGUCCGGUCAUUACGGGCAUCGAAAAUAAAGACAAAGGGCGCGUAG